GAAUGCUGUCGCUCCGUCCGUAGAAAUUUAAUGAGAGUAUUAGGUGUACAAAUUAGUGAUUAUUUGUGCCAGAAUGUUAGAAAAUAAUUUAAAAUACACAAAAUGUGUAAUAUAGCAUUUCUGUGCUUCCAGUGUAUGUAAUAAUAAGAUUAGUAGGUUAACUCCAGAUCGGGCUGUCAAAUAAAGGAUAAGAAAAUUUCCAUCAAAAGUUAGAUUAGUAAGAGUUUAUCAAACUCGCUUAUAAAAUGACUUAAGGUUGUGUUUAACAUUAAAAAGACGAACAAGUAAAAUAUUUCCACAAUGGCGUUAAAGAAAGUCAAAGGCAAUUUCGAACGUAUGUUUGAUAAAAAUUUGACAGAUCUUGUGAGAGGUAUACGCAAUAAUAAAGACAAUGAGGCGAAAUAUAUAGCACAAUGUAUGGAAGAAAUUAAAAUAGAGUUAAGGCAGGACAACAUCUCCGUCAAAACUAAUGCUGUGGCUAAGUUGACAUAUUUGCAAAUGCUUGGAUAUGAUAUUUCCUGGGCUGGUUUUAAUAUCAUUGAAGUUAUGAGCUCUUCAAAGUUUACUAGCAAGAGAAUUGGAUAUCUAGCAGCCUCUCAAUCAUUUCACACAGAUACAGAUUUACUGAUGUUAACUACAAAUAUGGUUCGAAAAGAUUUAAACUCUCAAAAUCAAUAUGACGCUGGCUUGGCUUUGAGUGGACUCAGUUGUUUUAUAUCUCCAGAUUUGUCAAGAGACUUAGCUAAUGAUAUAAUGACUUUAAUGAGCUCAACAAAACCAUACUUGCGAAUGAAAGCUGUAUUGAUGAUGUAUAAAGUAUUUUUGAGGUUUCCAGAAGCUUUAAGGCCUGCUUUUCCAAAAUUAAAAGAAAAAUUGGAAGAUCCAGAUCCUGGAGUACAAUCAGCUGCUGUAAAUGUGGUUUGUGAGCUAGCUCGUAAAAAUCCAAAAAACUAUUUAUCUUUAGCACCUGUGUUUUUCAAGUUGAUGACAACAUCAACAAAUAAUUGGAUGCUUAUAAAAAUAAUUAAAUUGUUUGGGGCACUAACUCCUUUGGAACCUCGAUUGGGAAAAAAACUAAUAGAACCUCUCACUAAUUUAAUUCACAGCACAUCUGCAAUGAGUCUUCUUUACGAAUGCAUAAAUACUGUAAUAGCAGUUCUAAUAUCCAUCUCAAGUGGCAUGCCUAACCAUUCCGCUGCGAUUCAGCUCUGUGUACAAAAAUUGAGAAUAUUAAUUGAAGAUUCUGAUCAGAAUUUGAAAUAUCUUGGAUUGCUGGCAAUGUCUAAGAUUUUGAAAACACAUCCUAAAAGUGUUCAAGCUCACAAGGAUUUAAUUCUUGCUUGUUUAGAUGAUAAAGAUGAGUCAAUUCGCUUAAGGGCAUUGGAUUUAUUACAUGGAAUGGUUUCAAAGAAAAACUUGAUGGAAAUUGUGAAAAGAUUGCUAGGUCAUAUGGAACGUGCUGAAGGUUCAACAUAUAGAGAUGAACUAUUAUGCAAAGUUAUAGAAAUUUGCUCACAGGGUUCAUAUCAAUAUGUGACUAAUUUUGAAUGGUAUUUGACAGUAUUAGUGGAACUGACCCAAUUAGAUUCUGGUUCGAAACAUGGUAAAAUAAUUGCAACACAGAUAUUAGAUGUUGCGAUUAGAGUUCAGGCUGUUCGCAAGUUUGCUGUUCAAGAAAUGUCUUCAUUAAUUUCUACCAUGGUCAUUUCGAGCACGAGUGGAGGAAAUAUGUCAGAAGUUCUUUAUGCUGCAGCAUGGAUAGUUGGAGAAUUUUCUAAUGAUUUAGAAUCUCCUGAAGAUGUUCUUGAUAUACUUUUAAAACAAAGAACCCUUCCUGGACAUAUUACAGCAGUUUAUAUUCACAAUAUUAUAAAAAUAUUAUCAAAUUUAUUUGACAAGUAUGCUGAAAGUGGAGAUAAAGCAGCUAUGAUAAAGCUAUGUGAUAAGACCAUAGAGGGUCUGCCUAUUUAUUUAAUGUCUGGACAUAUUGAAGUUCAAGAACGUGCAAGUUCGGCAAUCAUGUUAGUGCAAUAUAUUAAAGAUGUGCUUCUGGGAAAAAAUCCAGAAGAGGCCACUUCAAAUGUAACUAGUGAUUUGGUAUCAACUAGUAUCACAAAUGGUGAACUUGAAACCGAAACAGAAAAUUUGUCGGUUGAUUUUGAGAUUAUCAAGGAAGUUUCAUCUUUAUUUAAAGGCGAGUUAAAUCCAGUAGCAUUGAAGGCUCAAAGAAAAGUUCAAAUUCCAGAAGGAUUGGAUUUGGAUGAGUGGAUAAAUGAACCACCUAGUGAAAGCAGUUCAUCUUCAUCAGAUGAAUGCACAGAUAUAUUUACUGCCAAUAAUAAAUUAGAUGAUGGGUAUCAAACAAGUAAGAGACAGGAGAAGGAACUAGAUCCCGAGGAAAUUAAUAAGAUUCGUGAAAUGCGGAAGUUUGAACAGAGCAAUAAUCCUCAUUAUCUUAAAGGCUCUUCAACAAAUGUUUCUUAUAAAAAGGCUAAUAGACACAAUAGAGUUGUAUAUAAUGAUUCCUCAUCAUUGAUAAAUGAAGUGGAGACAAUUCCAAUAGCGGAAUUAGCAUUAGACGUGCCUUUACAAAUUACAUCAACAAAACGUUCAGAUAAAUAUUUACAAAUGAAAUCAGAAAAAAAAUCUGAAAAGAAGAAAAACAAGAAAUCUAAGAAGAAUAAAACUAAAACAAAAGUAGAUUAUACUUCGAGUGAAAGUGAUGAAAAUACAGAUACUAAACAAGUACACAUUGUGAAUACAACUAUUGAAAUGCCAGAAGGAGCUAUAUUGUCAGACUCUGAAGAUAAAAAUCUAUCUAAACAUGAUUUUAUUGAUCCUCAUAGAGCGUUGGAUAUAGAUUUAGACAUACCACUGCGCGAGGAUGAAUUGCUUCCUACGUUAACUAAGCCCGCUACAAAACAACCUAAAAAACAUAAAAAGGAAACAUUCCUGGAAACUACAGAGAAUAAUGAGAAAAAACAUAAAUCCAAGUCUGACAAACCUAAAAAAUCAAAAGCGGCUAAGGAAGAUAAUUCAAAGGACAUUAAAAAAUCUACCCAUAAGAAUGGCAAAGACUCUCAUAGUAAACAUAAAAAGGAAAAAAAAUCUUCCAGAAAUAAAAGUGACACUAAAACUGGCUAUGAAGAAGCCAGUGGCAUAUCAACAUCUAAUCAAGAAUUUAUGUAGCAUAAUUGAUGAUCGUGUAUCAAAAAUUGCUUUUAUUUUUAUAUUUUUUAUAAUAAUUUUUGUAACG
Messenger RNA from Ctenocephalides felis (cat flea), 3256 nucleotides. It is a transcript of the gene garnet, whose product is annotated as AP-3 complex subunit delta. The record is from RefSeq and is a predicted model, not a curated record. Gene Ontology annotation, cellular component: AP-3 adaptor complex; terminal bouton; membrane coat. The transcript is spliced from 18 exons. Bases 301 to 3189 code for a protein of 962 amino acids. Lineage: Eukaryota; Metazoa; Arthropoda; Insecta; Siphonaptera; Pulicidae. Gene Ontology annotation, biological process: synaptic vesicle membrane organization; anterograde synaptic vesicle transport; protein targeting to vacuole.